Messenger RNA from Kuraishia capsulata CBS 1993, 975 nucleotides. RefSeq lists its product as uncharacterized. The record is from RefSeq and is a predicted model, not a curated record. Gene Ontology annotation, biological process: inositol phosphate biosynthetic process. The coding region runs from base 1 to 975 and encodes 324 amino acids. Gene Ontology annotation, molecular function: ATP binding; inositol-1,3,4,5,6-pentakisphosphate 2-kinase activity. The transcript has a single exon. Lineage: Eukaryota; Fungi; Ascomycota; Pichiomycetes; Pichiales; Pichiaceae. Gene Ontology annotation, cellular component: nucleus.
AUGCUCACUAACCAGUCUGACUGGAUAUUCCUAGCUAAAGGAAACGCCAAUGCUGUGUUUAGCUACCGUGGUGAAGAUCCUAAGCUUCAAGGUCUGGUGUUGAGGCUACGGUUGCAAUUAGCAGACUCGCAGGGCUAUAUCCCGGUGCAAUCCAUUGUCGAAUAUGUCAACUCAAAGAUAAGACCAAGCUUCAAGAAUGGCGAGAUUGUUGACAUGUCAUUGGUGGAGUUAGCACCCGGUUUCGCAGAGGCGUUAUCAGGCAUCUCACAUGUGGCACUUCAAAAAGAUGAAAAGUACGGGAUUCUAUUGCCGAACAUUCUUCCAGAAUAUGAGAGGGCGACAAAUAUUGUGGAGAUGUCCAAACAUAUCAAGUUUCGGUUUUAUCAAAACGAUAUUACGGUUUUGGAGUUAAAGCCUAAAUGGCUGUAUCAAUUACCGGCUGGUGUCAGCACAUGUCGUAAUUGUGCUCUAGAGAGGCUGAGAAGUGAGACCAAAAGAGGAAAUACCGGAAAAAGUACUGGAGCAGGUGGUGGAAUAAGCAGACCAAUAUGUCCUCUUGACUUAUUGAGUCCUAAAACGCUUCAAAGAUGGACAGACAAAGUAUGCAGUCCUCUAGCCGAACACAUGGAUGUCACUCAGUUGAAAGUUCAAUUGCUACAUGUUCUUCAGCGACAGUCUUCAAUAAAGGCCAUAUUUGAAUUACAGAACGAAAAUAAUCUGGAUGUCCACCAAAAUAUUCGAAACUUAAAGGGAGAAUCCAGUAUAGGCGAAGACCUCAGCCUAAGCAUGACUAUGAAAGACGUUACGGUUUUCAUCACCUUUGGUGAAGAUGCGGCUGACAUUAAAAUUAUAGAUCUGGAUUUGAAGCCCGCCGCGAAGUGGUCUCAUUGGAAGACAAUGGAGCAGAAGUUGGUGGACUCGGGUUUUUAUGACGAGUUGAUGAGUCCUCCGUGCAACAGAGAAGUUGAUUUGUGA